AUGCCAAUUGCUCAAGAAAGUAAAGUAGAAGAAAGAUUGGAGCAGCUUAAGAAUGACAUUAAGGAAGCUCAAGCUACAGCGAAUCGGAAACGUGGCGAAAUAGAAGCACUGCAUGAGCACAUUAGUCUGUAUACCGAUGAACGAGACGCACUGCUGACUGAUAUCCGGAAUUCACAAUCAGGAAAUUUGCAGUUGGAAAAGCAAAUCGAGAAGAUGAAUGCCGAAAAUGCUGGCCUAGAAGUUCUACUCAGUGAAGCGAAUAAUAAACUGAUUGAGGAGCAGCAAAAUAAUAAGAACGAAGCUGAAGAGCGAAAAAAUGUGGAAUCAGAGUUGGAACAUUUACAAAAAAUGAUUCAAUCAGCAGAGCUUGGGAAACGGAAAAGUGAAGCCGAGAAAGAGUCGCUGAAAAGUCAGCUGAAAGUUUUGCUAGAAGAAAUCACGCAACAAGAAGAAACGAUCGCAAAGCUGAAGAAAGAAUGCAAGAAGCGAGAAGAGAUAGCAAAAAAGCUUGAAUAUGAGAUUCGGGCGGAGGAGGAGCUCGCUCGGCAGGAUGAUUCCGGAAAAGUCCGGUUGUGUAGGAUCCUUGCGGAAGCAGAGGAACGAUUAGAGCGUGAAAAGUAUGCGCGCAACAAUGCAGACAAAGAGAAGCGGAAAGCAGACGGCGCCCUGAAAAUUGCAUUUGAAACACUGGAGGAGCUUCAGAAACAGCACCGAGAUCUGGAAAGCAGUUGUCGCAAAAACGAAGUUGAAGCACAUGCACUUGAAGCUCGCAUAGAGAAUAUUAAAGCGCUGGGGGCACGAAUUAUCAAGGAGAAUAAAGAUAGUAAUGAGCGCAUGUGCGAACUCGAGGAGGCAAUCGAAAAGGAGCGAGAGCUGCGCGCCAAAACAGACCGUAUGCGAUCGGAGCUACAACGUGACCUGGAUGAGACGAUGAACCAAGUGGAUGAGCAGAAUUGCAGAACUGGAGAGCAAAUUGAAGCCGGGAAAAAGCAUGAAGCCGAAAUUGCAAGGCUUCGACGUGACGUCGAAAGUUUCCGCAAUGCGCAGGAAACGUCCACCGACUGGGCAAGAAAGAAAAAUGCAGACGCUGCAUCCGAACUGAACGCUCAAAUUGCGGCACUAAAACGAGGCAAAGAACAAGCCGAAAUGGAACGCAGCGCCUUGAGCCGACAGCUGGAACAACUCAACGGCCAAGUGGACGCGAUUGCUAAGAGUUGCGCAGAAGAUGAGCGAAUGAUGAAACAUACACAGCUUGCAUUCGCUGACUUGCAGUUGAAAUCGGACGAGCAAAUCCGGGCACUCAGUGAUCUGACCGUACAGCGGCGUCGUCUGUUCGACGAUAACGAGCAGAUGAAGCAGCAGCUGGGUAAACUGGCAGACCAGAUGAACAUUUUAACAAGGUUCUACAUUGCCAGCGGCAGACAUUUUUUAGUAGUUUGUAAAGCCAAAAAAUAUUUUACACUGACGAAAGGCAGAGGUAUUCAGCAGUGA
Gongylonema pulchrum is the source of this 1491-nucleotide messenger RNA. The record is from the annotation of a GenBank genome assembly. Lineage: Eukaryota; Metazoa; Nematoda; Chromadorea; Rhabditida; Gongylonematidae.